Epinephelus lanceolatus (giant grouper) is the source of this 2248-nucleotide messenger RNA. RefSeq names its product ETS variant transcription factor 6 (gene etv6). The record is from RefSeq and is a predicted model, not a curated record. Gene Ontology annotation, molecular function: DNA-binding transcription factor activity, RNA polymerase II-specific; sequence-specific DNA binding. Lineage: Eukaryota; Metazoa; Chordata; Actinopteri; Perciformes; Serranidae. Gene Ontology annotation, biological process: regulation of transcription by RNA polymerase II; cell differentiation. Gene Ontology annotation, cellular component: nucleus.
ACGUCAUUUCGCCGUUUUACACACAUCCAGAUCAAUGAGACAGAGAGACAGGAGGAGGGGGGGAGAGAGAGAGACUUGCUCUUCCAGGAAGGGAUUAUUAACCAGCACGCUGCCGACCUAUGAAGGGAAAACACACGCAGACAAAAGAAGUUUUCACACCGACAGCCGCGCUAUGGAGCCGGCCAGCAGAUAAAACACAGAAAGCAGGCUGAAUGCAAGAAAAACAACUUCUCCCACAACAAGAAGCCGAGCAGUCGGACUGCUUUCCUGCUCCUGCUGCUGCUGUGUGUGUUUGUGUAGGGAAGGGAAGGAGAUAAAGAGGAGGACACAACGGAAAAGUGGAAGGAGAAGGAGAGAAGUUGACGGGAGAUAAUGUCUGAAUCCUCCUCCGCUGCGAACAAGCAGGAGAGGAGCUCUUUCAGUCCUUCCGCGAACCCGCUGCCAAACUCCACUUCCUCCCCCGUCCAUGCUCCCGCCGCGAGGCCAGCCAGCCGAAUGGAGGACGAGCCUGCCAGGCUGCCUGCGCACCUGCGUUUGCAGCCAGUGUUUUGGAGCAGGGAGGACGUGGCCCAGUGGCUGCGAUGGGCCGAGAAGGAGUUUGCCCUGCGGCCGAUCACCAGCGGCUCUUUCCAAAUGAACGGCAAAGCCCUGCUGCUGCUCACCAAGGAGGACUUCCGCUACCGAUCCCCCCACUCCGGGGACGUCCUGUAUGAACUGCUGCAGCACAUCCUGAAGCAGAGGAAGCCCCAUGUGUUUUACCCGUCUGCCUACUUCCCUGGGAACUCCUUCCACUCGCUGCCUGAGAGCGCGGUGCAGCACCUGAAGCUUGAAGAAACGGUACGGCGGGCCCCACGUGGUACAGAGCCACUCCCCCAGCAUCCACCAACCAUCGAGCUGCGGCACCGCUCCCGCUCCCCCCACCAUCCGACCACCAGACGAUCCCCUCCGGAGCCCAACCACCCCCGCGUAGCCAAUGAAGACCACCUCCAGACCUUCUCCCAGCUGCCAGACAGCAACCACCACAUGCCCGAGGAAAUGUACCCUCUGUCGGUGUCCCCAGCCGCACCCAACGGCCGCUGCGCAACGCCGCGAGAAGCCCCCUGCCCGGGCAGCCCUGGGAGCCAGGAGGCGGGACCUCCUCGCGUCAUCCAGCUCAUGCCCAGCGCCAUCAUGAAUCCCCUGCUCCUCAGUCCGAGCAGGGGCGGCGGGGGUGCCGCCAUGGACUUCAGGCACAGCCGAGUUGGACCCCCGUCUCAGGCAACGCUCGAGAAUGGGCGUGAGGGGAAGGUUCAGGGACACCACCAUCAGAUACCACUGUCCCAGCAUCAGCAGCAACAGCAGCAGCAUCUCCUGCAGCAGCAGCAGCAGCAGCAGCAGCAGGAGGAGGCACUCUACAGGAACCACGUCAUCAUGCCCGUGUCUCCUCCAGAAGAGCAGCAAAUGCCCAUCGGACGGAUAGCAGACUGCAGGCUGCUGUGGGACUACGUCUACCAGCUCCUGUCAGACAGCAGGUACGAGAACUACAUCCGCUGGGAGGAUACAGAGACCAAAGUCUUCCGCAUCAUGGACCCCAACGGCCUGGCCAGGCUCUGGGGUAAUCACAAGAACAGGACCAAUAUGACGUACGAGAAGAUGUCGCGAGCACUGAGACACUACUACAAACUGAACAUUAUCAGGAAAGAGCCUGGGCAAAGACUUCUAUUCAGGUUCAUGAAAACUCCCGACGAGAUAAUGAACGGACAGACGGACCGGCUGGAGCACCUGGAGUCGGACACAGACGAACAAAUCUACAUCAAAGAGGAAUGCUGAGGAACUCUGGGAAAAACGAGUCCAUGAACUACUUACUUCUACUACUACAGCCGCUGAUGCCUUUCAGAAGCAGCCUGAACAAUCAACGUUAAAAUCUGGAGCGCGGGGACAUUCGUCUGUAUCAGUCCCACACAGACAGACACGAACUCUCUCCUUAAGAUUGCCUUAGGAUGACGUUUUCCUAAAGUCAAAAGAAAAAAACAGCAUCAGUUGUUGUGAUUUUCCCAACGGAGAGCUGAAAAGACUUUCUGAGUGUUCCCUUUUAUUUCUGAAUGAACUGCAAAAGCCAAUCACUUUGUGCUUAUGUCACUUUGAUGAUUUUAUUGUCUCCUCACAUGCAUUAUACUAUGGAAUUUUGCUGUUUGUAAAAAGAAAAUUGGGUGUGUGCGUGUGUGACAGGAAUGUUUUCACCAUGGAAUAAACGUUUUUGAUCAAACUG